Messenger RNA from Schistosoma guineensis, 3214 nucleotides. The record is from the annotation of a GenBank genome assembly. NCBI's taxonomy places the organism in Eukaryota, Metazoa, Platyhelminthes, Trematoda, Strigeidida, Schistosomatidae.
CGUACAUUUUUGCGUUCGUUAAUGCGAUAGUGCGCUACAUUUCUGCUGAAGUUGUCCUUAUUGCUUUUUGAUAAAUCACAUUCAGUGAGUCUCACAUUCAAUUAUUGAAAUGAUUACCAUCAACAUUUCCACAACCUUUUCAUGUUAACACACUUGGAAGAGUAUGAAAAUCGAUAAACAAUUAGAUCAACAUCUAACAGUUAUCCUCCUAAACUAGCUACUGAACGAUUAAAUAACAUAAUUUUACGUUCUACACUUCCGGCAUAUUCUGCUUUACAGUAGUAAUGUCACAAGGAUACUUUGUUGUCUCGGUGAGACUAUUAGAAGACGAAAAAAUGGAAGAAAUAAACGUGCCGGAGGAUGCCUCUGGAAAAUGGCUUUUUGAAGAAAUCUGUUGUCAACAAGGAGUGAUGCAGGAACGUGAAUAUUUCGGCCUUCGUUACCUGGAACAUGAAAUGCUUUCGUCUCCAACAAAGCGUUGGAUCGACCUUACGAGAAAUUUAUCAUCACAACUCAAGCACACUUAUCCUCGUCAAGUAAGCUUUCGUGUUAAGCAUUACCCAGCUGACCCGAUUGUUGAUUUGAGGUUACCUAAAUCCCACUACCUCCUCUAUCAUCAAUUGCGUCGUGAUUUAAUAAGUGGGAGAUUAGUUGUACAGACUGAUGUCCUAGUCCGACUUGCUGCACUUGUAGUUCAAGUGGAACUUGGAGACAUUUCAGCGCAGGAACCGCUUGAGACAUCCGUAAAGAAUGACAAACAUCAAUAUUUACGUGAAUUUCGUGUGCUGCACAAUCAGACUGAACGCCUUGAAUCGCUUAUCAUAAAAGAACAUGAAAAACUGGAGAAUUUUUUACCUUCUGAAGCUGCUAGUGAAUUGAUACACCUUGCCAGCAGUCUGGAUACAUAUGGUAUUGACCCGAUUCGUGUUAAGACUAAAGCUUAUGGCUCACGACACAUACAUUUGGGUCUUACUCAUCAAGGUGUAGCUGAAUUUAUAGGCAACCGGCGCCAAAAGUUAUAUCCAUGGUCAGCUAUCUCUUGGAUGACUUGUAAUGGCAGAGAUUUUGUUGUUGCAACUUCAUAUCAACAUCCUGGACGAAAGAAAAAGUGCAUCUGUUGUUGUUGUUGUAUGCAAGAUUUCUUUUGUCAUCAUAAAAUAAUUGCUUACACUAACUUAUUUAAAACAAUAACAACUAUUCAUUAUAAAUGCGAUAAUAAGUCUGUUGCACAAGCUUUAUGGGAAUGGGCAUCAGAUCGACAAUUGUUUUUCACUUUAGAUAAAUCUUCAUCUGUCAAACCGGUUAAAUCGAAGAAAACACUGUUCCAACGAACAAGAACCUUUACAUUCUCUGGCCGAUGUCGUCGUGAAGUUAUUGGAAGACCACUGCUAACCACUAGUUUACCCACUGAUAUAUGUGGAAUUUCUGUAGCUGAAGAAAAUCUUUCUUUUAAUAAUCCAACUUCAAGUAAUGCAUAUAGUCUAAGUAUGGGUGCUCUCACAAAUGGUACUGGUCGUAGUACGAAUACACAUAUUGAAAACAAUGUUGAAGAUGGUGAAUCAACUCAGACUGCUCCAGCUACAACAACUUCAGGAUUAUUAUCAAUAUCAUCAACAUCGUUAGGCUAUUCACGAGCUCCUGCAUUAUCAGAGCCUUCAGUAGCACGUAAUAUCACUAAUAAUUCAAUAGAGGAAAGUAUUGAAAAUCAAGUCAGUUCACACAAUCUCUCAGGUCCGUUUGUUGUUAAUUCAAAUCAAUUGGUUCCACUUUUUACUAAUCUACCUAAACAUCGUUUCAGUACAGAAGCUAAAAGAAGACAACGUGAAAUUUUAAAGCAACAGUCGAAAUAUGGAUUAUAUCAACAAAAUCACUCAGAUAUAUUCGAUACUGAUGAUGAAUGUGACAAUGAUGAUACAUCAUCAGAAGCUGCAGUGGAAGCUCUGAAUUCUGCUGCCAAAGCUGGAGAAGCAUGGUUAACCAAUGAGUUAGGACAGGAGGGCAAAAAACGAAUAUCACUUUCACCUGCUAAAUCAUGGUUCAAUUUUUUCCAUUCAUCAAAUACUGAAAAGGAUGAUAAGCAAACCUCUUCUGUUCAAAGUGAAAAUGUUCGUAACGCUAAUCAUUCAUCACUUCUGAAUCUAACAAAUAAUGACACUUCUGUUACAGAUAUUGAUUCUGAGUCUUCUACUGAACCUGUAUCUAUUUGGCGUUUUGCUGCUGUAUCUGCUGGUUUCAUGACAUGUGCUUCAAUUUUUGGUUUAGCACUUAUACUUGAAGCUGAAGUGCAUUCACCAAUCAUGGCAACAAUUCGUGGUCAUCCAUGGUUUUUAGAUUUUGAUUCUCGUUUUUAUCGACCUAUGCGAUCUGCUCUUCUUGGUUUCUGGCGUCGUUAAUAAUAUCUACCUAAUAUACUUAGCUUAUUUGUUUAAGUAGCAUAUUUGUCUAACCUUGUUUUUUUUCCUUCGUUUAUUUGUUGUGGUUUAUUUUUUAAUAGGAUAGUAUUUUUUUUGUAUAGAUUUUUUUCAUUUUCCAGCUUAAAUGUAAAAUGUUUCAAGGUCUAUAGUUCAGGUUUACAUAAUCCACAUAUUACGUGAUAUUUGUUGUGCUUUUAUCUUUCUUUCCAGUUGUCAUUUCUGCUGUUGUCCUUUUUGUUUUUUUCCUUGACUAUGAUUUUUGACUUGAGUUUUUUCUUUUAUCAUUAUAUUCAUUUAUUUAUUGUGUGUUGUUACUAUUAUUAUUCAUAUUGCUACAACUCACUCAUUGUAAUGAAAUUCAUCAUUUUCGGUGUUCUUGAAUAAUAUGUCAUUGUUGUUUUCAUCUACUCGGAUAAUAUCUACAUACAUAUAACGUGUUUUGAAUUUUUGCUUUCGAAGUUUUCGAUUUCAAUGUUGAUUUGAUGGUGAUGAUCAGCUUUCGUGGUAAUUUCACCCUUUCUAGCAUAAAAUCAAUAAAACUGUAUACUGUAAACAAACACCAUUUUAAACAGUGCAUUUAUGGUAGAUAUGUGCAGACAAUGAAAAUUCAUCAGUAGUAUAUUGUUCUGUUUUCUCCGUCAUUGUCAAAUUGCUUAUUAUUUAUCACUGACCUUUUCUUUUUUCAUUUCACUAUAUUUUCAUCCAUUAUUUGUUAAACCCUUUAUAGUUUUUAUUAUAAAUUACUGCAUUUCACUACAAUUUGAAUUACUAUAAAAAUAUAUAUGUGCCUAAAUAGUAUU